AUGAAUCCAAAUUCAUUCAAACUCUACAAAUCAAUUUGUAAUGCAGUAACCGGAGCUGGUUUGGUAUUCACAAACUUUACUAACAAAUCAUUAGUGGGCAGAUCAGUUUAAUAUCUUGACCAUUUGAUUUACACAAAGGCACCAAGACUAUCAUACAUUGAACAUUAUGCUCCAGUCUACACACCCAAGAGAGUCACUUAUGCCGCCCCCAUCUGUUUAACUUUGGCUGGCACUGUAUUAUUGGCUGAAAUUGCUUGGACUAACAAUGCCAAAGAAUAAGCAAAUAAUUAUUUUGUUGCAACAAGAGAAUGAAAUAUAUAUUAUUUAGAAAUAAUAAAAUAAAAUAAUGAAAUUUA
Messenger RNA from Paramecium tetraurelia, 356 nucleotides. RefSeq lists its product as uncharacterized. The record is from RefSeq and is a predicted model, not a curated record. Lineage: Eukaryota; Ciliophora; Oligohymenophorea; Peniculida; Parameciidae. The transcript has 3 exons.